Xylaria bambusicola is the source of this 2819-nucleotide messenger RNA. RefSeq lists its product as uncharacterized. Gene Ontology annotation, molecular function: protein kinase binding. The coding region runs from base 173 to 2716 and encodes 847 amino acids. The transcript is spliced from 2 exons. NCBI's taxonomy places the organism in Eukaryota, Fungi, Ascomycota, Sordariomycetes, Xylariales, Xylariaceae. The record is from RefSeq and is a predicted model, not a curated record. Gene Ontology annotation, cellular component: cytoplasm.
CUGUCAUAGUGUUGUGCAUCUGCAGUCGAUCGGCCAGACCUCUAGGAACUCGUAGGAUAUAAUUGUCGAAGUCUAUCCUCGAAAAUACUCUCAGAAGUUCGCGAGUCUCGAUCAAUACCUUGGCUAUAGAUUUUGACUCUACCAAUCUUCCAUGUAUACAUAGUGUGAAAAGAUGGAUUCCGAAGACGGGGAGUUGUUUGUUAAGCAACUGGCCACCUUUGUGCGCACACAUGAAAAGGCACUGGCCAAUGCCUUGCAGAUGCGAAGACAGCCCCGACAUGGCCCCAGCCAGAGCGUGUCUACUAUCCAAACCUCGCAGUCUACGAACUCCCUCCCUCUCCCCGAACGACCCUCGACAUCAGCGUCAACAUCCAGUGCAUUAGCCAACGCCUUAUCUCUUGGCUCCCUAAGCUUUGCAUCUCAUAGUCCCAAAUCAACUAGGCUUGCUCUCACUCCUCAUCACCUGUUUUAUUUGUUGUCUCGAUUUGAAGAUUUAGGCAUCAAUGUAGGUCCAAUGAAAGUACGCCUAGAAAACUUGCACGACAGCACCACGUCGGCCAAUUAUGUUUCCUUUUUGAGCCCAUCCCAACGCACGAAGAGUCGGGGAUCAGAUGCCGUUUCGAUAAGAUCAGUCUCUAGCAUCCGCAGCGUUAUGUCUGGCAUGUCUGCUUUAUGGAGUAGCUUCGGUAUUGGGUCAAGCAUUGCUGCCGCCCGUAACGAAAAGCAGAAGGCUGCUCUUCAAGCUGAUCUGAAAUACUUGUAUUCGGCAUUUACCAAGAUACCAUGCUUGCGACUGGCUCCAGACUGGCGUGCAAAAUUGAUCCGUGGAUACGAGGAAUUCCCCUUUGACUCGGCUGUCCCGCUUUAUGUAUUCAAGAAUCUCCAAGCACUUGAAAUUAGCGGGAUCGAUUUCCGACAAUUCUUUGGUUGGGAUCGGGUAGCCGAGCAAAUCCGCUCCUUAACACUUAAGAAUGCAGGCAUUGAAGACCCAGCUGACAUACUGAUCGAUAUUGUCCUGGAUGAUAUGGAUAAGAGACGACGACGUUCGGCAAAAGCCCAGACGACACCCACUGGUGCUUAUGCUCAUGCCUCUAGUCCUAAGCGAAGUCCGACAGAUGGAGAGCUGCACCGACCUAGCCUGACUUCUACUGCCCCUGGACGCAGGAAUACUGUUGCUGACUUGAAUGUGGGCUCCAUUGGGAACGAAUCAGCCGAGAGUUUAUCACCACAUGGUAGCCGCCGUGCAUCGGUUGCUCAAGUUGACAUUGAAGAUUCUGCGACAACUCAGCAGCCCGCUCGGCCAAGAAGUCACUCUCCCAGGCGUCCAGCCAGCUCCCGUCACCACUCUACAAAUGCUAGAAGCUUACAUAAGGUCAAACGCUCUGGAUCUGGGAGCUCUCAUUCCAGCCUAUCUGAUUCUUGGCAUAAUCCGAGAAAUAGUGCUUCAAAUCUCCUUGCUAUGGGUAUUCUGCCUGCUUCGAAAUGGCGUUUCUUAAAGCAUCUGAGCUUAGCAGACAACUCAUUGACGGUGAUGCCUGCAGCAAGCUUAGUGCCUCUCGCUAACACACUGAACUCUUUGGAUCUGUCUACCAACCUUUUUACCCAGAUACCUGACAGUUUAGCUACACUAACUGCGCUUCGAGCGUUGAACCUUUCACAUUGUAUGAUCGACUCUUUGCAUUCUCUGCUGCGGAACCCGCUACCCGCCAUUAGCGCACUGAAUCUACGGUGCAAUCGUCUUUCGUCUAUUGCUGGGAUCGAGAAGCUUUAUCCCUUGGAGCGACUCGAUCUUCGAGAUAAUCGUCUGACAGAUCCCAUGGAAAUUGCUCGUCUCACGGGUAUACCCGAUAUCCGCGAGAUUUGGGUCGAAGGUAACCCCUUCACACGAUCCCACCGAGAUUACCGCAUAACAAUCUUCAACCUUUUCCGUGAGACUCCUGGGUUCACCGAAGAUAUCAUAAUAGAUGCCUCAGGCCCAACGUCGGCGGAGAGAAAGUACCUUGUCGACCGAGUUGCCAUUCCAGCUGCAGUUCCAGUCGUCAAACAACAGGUCCCUAAACUUCCCGUUGUUGAUGUAACCAAACCAACUAUCAUAUAUGAUAGUCCGAGGCAACCAACAGUACUACGCAAGGAGAGACCAGCCCGCCCAACGCCUAAGGCUGUCACAAGCGAAAUAAAUACAUCUUCCACGCGUAGACGUCGCACGCCAAAACGACGUAUUGUUGAUCUCGCAAUAAAUGAACGUCCUACGGCUAUGGACUCCUUACAGUCUGACGUGGUGGAAGUUCCAUCAGAUACCAAAAUCAUAGCAGCCAGCCCAAAAAACAAUUAUCGUAUAUCGCAACCCCCUGAAAGGCAAGAUCUACCGGCCAAGGUUUCAGGAGAUGCGAAUCCUUCCACCAAUGGUGCGCCUCGUACUGAAACCAGCUGUAUCACAAAGCCUACGCCACCACCCACUACACUGGAACCACGGCACCCUUGGGGUGAAUUGGACGAUUGGACUGCUGGUGGAGAAAUCUACAAGCAGAAAAUUGAAGCAUUGCGAGAUAAAGUGGGCAAUGGCUAUCUUAGUGCUCUGGAUGAAGAGAAUUGGGAUACUUCACGUACGGCGUUCAUGAGCACUGAUUUUGCUCCGACUUCACCAAUCCAUUCCGGUCCUGGAACAUCACGGAUACCAAGUACCCCGAUCAUUCAUAGCGGUGGUGCACUGGUCUGAUCGUAAGCUGAAAGCAAUACUUGAUUGCAGCAAGCAGUUUUUAUUUUGAUUUUUUUUUUUUUUUCGGCCCUAUCUAGGGCUUUUACACAGUGUUGGUAAAGUA